Messenger RNA from Schistocerca cancellata (South American locust), 405 nucleotides. RefSeq names its product peptidyl-prolyl cis-trans isomerase 1-like. The record is from RefSeq and is a predicted model, not a curated record. The transcript is spliced from 3 exons. Lineage: Eukaryota; Metazoa; Arthropoda; Insecta; Orthoptera; Acrididae. The coding region runs from base 1 to 405 and encodes 134 amino acids. Gene Ontology annotation, biological process: protein peptidyl-prolyl isomerization. Gene Ontology annotation, molecular function: peptidyl-prolyl cis-trans isomerase activity.
AUGUAUUCACAGGAGUUGAGUUUUGCCAUGCUCCAUUUUGAUAACAAUUAUAUUGUACCAAUGUAUUCACAAAAGUUGAGUGUUUGCACUGACUGGAAAAAUCGUUCUGCUUAUAACAUCACACCCUAUUUAAGACAAGAAUCAGUAUCAUUUUACGACCCCAUUCCACGGGGAGAUCAGGAUAUUAAUGCAGCAAACUGUUUCUUGUAUUCUGAUCUGCUACCAGUGACUUGUGAGAAUUUCAAGUGCUUGUGCACUGGUGAGAAGGGUGGAAAUGACGAAGGUAUACUUUUACACUAUAAGAAUACACUCAUUCACAGAGUUGUCAAGAUGGGUUGGCUUCAAGGAGGUGGUAAGCUGUACAUAGUGUUGUUGUGUAUUGAUUUUUGUCUAAUAACUGAAUAA